AUGGCCAGUGAUCUCUGCACGGAUUGUGUACCGUGUAGAGCGAGUGGCAAGACUGAUUCAGUUCGAGCUCAUGAUAGGGUAGCUUCAUUUUACCGGCCCGAUGCCUACAACACACUCCCGAGUCUUCUCAACGCCAGCCACCAGCUCAACGAGUUGGAUGGCAUAUCCACGGUGUCUGGCCCCAUCCGACAACUCUUCCUGGACCACGGCGUCCAAGAGCGAUUCGGCGUUAUCCUGCUGCACAAGCACCUGGACAUGGAACCAACCGAGCGUCUGGUCGAGUGCGGGUGCACUUCCAGCCCGUGGGACGUUGGCGACGCUACCAGCCCUGUCGUCAACAAGUAUGAGGGCACCAUCGUCCCCCGAUCGUUCCGGCUGAUGGACGGAAGCUUCGUCCCCUACGAAUUCGGAUAUCUCCACGAGGGACAGCACCCGGCCUCGGAGGAGGACAGCGAUGCCCACUUCUUGCAGGAAUUUGGCAGGUUUCUGGGAGAACAUCAGCUUGACCGGGUCAUUGGCCUCCGCGACUUGGACCAGCAUGAUCCGAAGCUGAACGUCGAGGUCACCGAAGGCAGGGCCAACAUCAUGAUGCCGCGAGGCAGUGUGCCGGAGAGCGAGCUGAUCCCGGCAGUUUGGACCUUUGGACUCGGCGAAGACGAUAGCUGCAAGUGCCGCGGGUAUUGCUAUUAUAGGGGCUCAGAUCACACCGGCCAAUACAGCCAUACCUGCCAAAGGUAG
Messenger RNA from Chaetomium globosum CBS 148.51, 738 nucleotides. RefSeq lists its product as uncharacterized. Bases 1 to 738 code for a protein of 245 amino acids. The record is from RefSeq and is a predicted model, not a curated record. The transcript has 2 exons. NCBI's taxonomy places the organism in Eukaryota, Fungi, Ascomycota, Sordariomycetes, Sordariales, Chaetomiaceae.